GGUUUCCACAGACAUUUGCAACUAGCUGAACAUCAGUGAAAGUUCUUCGAAAACCACAGAUCCACAAUGAAGGCCUGGUUUGUUCUGUUCCUGCUGCUGCCUGUCUGUAUGGCGGAUUAUUACAUCGAGUGCAUGGGGGAGGAUUUCCUGAUGGUGAGAGACAUGGUUCUGCAGUGCAGGAGUAAAGUUCCUCAGGCCUGUUAUACGAGAGCGACCGGAGAGAAAGGCUGUGUGAGUGAGCAGUUCUGCGAGAGGAAAGGCUGGAAAUGCUGCCAUGGAAACCUGUGCAACGCCUGAUCCUCAACGCAGCUUCAUCUACACCCCAGUCAUUUGUUUUCAUUUUAUAAUCUGACAGCAAUGCAGCAACAUGACACAAAAUAAAGGUUUCUAUACUGAUGA
Danio aesculapii is the source of this 399-nucleotide messenger RNA. RefSeq lists its product as uncharacterized. The record is from RefSeq and is a predicted model, not a curated record. The transcript has 3 exons. NCBI's taxonomy places the organism in Eukaryota, Metazoa, Chordata, Actinopteri, Cypriniformes, Danionidae. Bases 67 to 297 code for a protein of 76 amino acids.